Ostertagia ostertagi is the source of this 402-nucleotide messenger RNA. The record is from the annotation of a GenBank genome assembly. NCBI's taxonomy places the organism in Eukaryota, Metazoa, Nematoda, Chromadorea, Rhabditida, Trichostrongylidae.
UCUAAUGGAUAACAUGAGGGAGGUACAGUCGGAAGCGGUAGAUAGUCUCACCGGUAGAAGAAGCACCCUGUCGUACAACGGCGUUCAAAUCCCAUGCGAAUGCUCCGAGAAAUCAGCUCUUAGGGUUGUGUUCGUUUCGUGGAAACUGUCACGCGAGACAAAUAUGAUUGAUUGGAUAGGACUAUUUAAUUUUGAUGACGACAAUCCUCUACACUACCUUGAUCAUAAAGGGCGUGGCGUCGUUGGACCUCAAGAGGGUACGGUAGCAUGGAGUGUGAUGCGUGCCAAUCUACCACCUUCAGUUGACACUAUACAAUUCGGAUAUGUGGACGGUUUAACGGGCGAGGUGCUCGCAAGAUCUCCACCGAUUCGUAUCACCAACAGGGCACGUUUGAUAGUUCA